CCACACACAAAAUGGCGAAAGACAUCAAAGAGAAGAAGGAGAAGAAGGAGAAGCGCUCCGAGGUCGACGGCGUAAAGAAGUCGAAGAAGGACAAGAAGGAAAAAAAGUCGGCCGACGUCGAUACCGAAAUGCUCGAAGCGGAGCUCGAGAAAGCGCCUGAGGUCUCGCAAGUUACCAUUGUAGACGGCGAGGAGGUCGAGGGCGCGCUGGUGCCGUUUGCGUUCCCGCUGAGCGACGACGCGAAGGAAGUGAAGAAGAUUCUGAAGACGGUCAAGAAAUCCGCCAAAUCCAAAACCCUCCGCCGCGGCGUAAAAGAAGUCGUCAAAGCGCUGCGCAAAUCAAGCACCGCGCACUCCACAGACCCCUCCGCCAUCGUCGUCAUCGCCGCUGAUAUCUCGCCCAUGGACGUCAUCUCCCACAUCCCCGUGCUGUGCGAGGACCACGGCGUGCCGUACAUCUACAUCAAGAGCCGCGCGCAGCUGGGCGAGGCGAGCGCGACCAAGCGCCCGACCAGCGUCGUCAUGGUGAGCAAGGACAAGAGCGGGAAGGGAGGCGAAGUGGACGAGGAGUUUGUGGAGGCGUUUGGCGAGCUGAAGAAGCUGGUCGGCAAGGCGAGUAAGACUGUGAGGAAGUAGAGGAUUGCGCAUACCAUGUGAGGAUGGAUGUUGUGGCAUCUUGAGGGAUCUUGUAUUGUGUCAAAAGGGAUGAGGAGUCUGGCGUUGCGCACCGUGACAUGCAAUGAUGCGCUGGGUUUAACUUGUUUUCUAUAUGAGGGUCUACAUGCAUUCUGUACCCUGAGAAUCGAUCCUGAUAAAAUGUUCA
Molecule: messenger RNA, 822 nt
Organism: Parastagonospora nodorum SN15
Lineage: Eukaryota; Fungi; Ascomycota; Dothideomycetes; Pleosporales; Phaeosphaeriaceae
Exons: 2
Coding region: 12-635 (207 amino acids)
Biological process (GO): rRNA pseudouridine synthesis; ribosome biogenesis; snRNA pseudouridine synthesis
Cellular component (GO): box H/ACA snoRNP complex
Molecular function (GO): box H/ACA snoRNA binding
Source: RefSeq, a predicted model, not a curated record